Messenger RNA from Aspergillus affinis, 2388 nucleotides. RefSeq lists its product as uncharacterized. NCBI's taxonomy places the organism in Eukaryota, Fungi, Ascomycota, Eurotiomycetes, Eurotiales, Aspergillaceae. The transcript has 2 exons. The record is from RefSeq and is a predicted model, not a curated record. Bases 1 to 2388 code for a protein of 795 amino acids.
AUGUCGUUCUUUGGGAGUCUACUGGGCCUUAGUCUUGUGGUCGGCAGCAAUGCCAUCCCAGGACUGCCCCAUGGCUAUACUCUCGUUCAGUCCACCGAUUUGGCCAAAUCUACAACUUAUGACGAAAUCGGAUUCUACUCAACUGCAACAAUCCCCGGAGCCUCUCCUACAUUUGUUUCAAGAUAUGAUGCCACGGUCGUUAGUGGUAAAACGCUCCCUCUCGUCACAACGACUGAUGACGCAGGAGCACCUGCCACUUGGAUCGGAGACUGGAAUACGAAUUCAGCUGGCUCUUCAGCCCUAGUACCUGUCCAGGUUUGCUCAGAGGUUGCGCAACCGUUGGACGGUAGAUCGAAGCUGGUACAGAAACGCGAUUUGGUCUGCGCAGACGUGUCUGCUUCUACUUCUACCCCCGUGCAAACUACUACCCCCCAGUCUCCGACCUCGACGGGACCUACUAGUACAAGCUCUGCACUCACCCCAACAAGCCCUUCGUCAAAGCCAAGUUCUCCGACAACCAGCUCUCCGACUACCAGUUCUGCGACCACCAGCUCUUCGCAGACUACUACAGAACAGUCAACUUCAUCGAGACCGACCCCGUCGUCGACCCCUUCGUCGCCCGCAAAGAGCCCAACCUCGAAUGGCUCCGUGCAGAGCUCUGCUACCGAGAAUAGCUCUGAAAGCACUACUCAAGAUUCGACGGCGACUGCACAGUCAACUUCGACAACUUCGGGUAGUAGUUCUCUCAUAAGCAGCAGUACCACACCGACUUCCCCUUCUAGUACCCCGGGUAAAAGUACGGAAAACUCAAGCUCGAAUCAAUCCAAUACCGCAUCGACACAAAGCACUGGCGACUCGACUGCUACCACUGGUGAUUCAGCCGCUACGACUGACGCAUCCACUACUACUGCUGAGAACACGGGUACUGCAACAGACAGCGAUUCCACAACCCAGUCGGCCACUAGUGAUGACAAGGUCACCACAACAAUGACCUCCGAGCCCACUGGCUUCAAGGCUUCUACAGUAACCCACAGUGGCUGGACCGACGACUUCAUCCUGACCACUACCGUUGGCGGCCAUGAGACUGAAGUGCCAGUUCUUACUGAUUGUGGUGACGAUUGCGGCGGCGAUGACGAUGACGAUGACGAUGACGAUGACGGCUCUAUCAUCUUGUGGGGAAUACCGAUAAAGACCGGAAUCCAGUACUCGCUGCCUAAGCUUCCAAAAUUCCACUUCCCAUGUAUCAUUAACUGCGGCAGUGGUGGCGGUGACGGGGAGCCUGGAGCCCCUGAACAAGGUGAUCCAGAUGACGACGACGACGACGACGACGACGACGAUGACGAUGAUCACUCGUCAACCAAAUCGAGCGAGCAGUCUACCACUUCUGAAGCUACUACCUCCGAUGCUACUACCUCCGACGCUACUACAACCUCCGAAGCUACAACCUCGUCCUCAUCAUGCACAUCGGUGAUGACAGUGAGUGAUUGCAUAGUGUCAUGUCCUGCCACGGAGAGUUGCAGCCAGACAUGCUUCAGUACCAUGACGGGCUGUGAUGUGACAGGCACAACCUCUACUGCUACCGCAGACGUGUGUUCUUUCACAAACUCCGACUACCGAUGCCGCAACACGACGGCUCCCACCCUAACCGCUGGAAUUGACGAGGUAGUCACCUAUACUAGCGUAGGCUACGACACUGCCCUAGCCGAGAGCAUCGAGGAAGCCCAAGAGACUCAGCCUACCACCCUACCCUGGGCGAGUGAUGCUGGGACCGCUACAAAUUCGGCCUCACCCUCGCAGAGUGCGACUGCGACUACAGCGACACAGACGCCUGAGUCGACGGGCUUUACUACCCUUGUUUCUCCGUCCCGUUCGCCCUCUUCUAGCCCAAGCAAUUCCCCCACGUCAGCUUCAUCGACCAUCCCACCCACCACGACCGACGAGCCGACCACGACCGACGAGCCAACCACGACCGACGAGCCAACCACGACCGAAGAGCCGACCACGACAUCGCUGGACCCCAGUCCCACCGAGUCAGCCAGCUGCUUCCCGACGCAUGGCGAGCAUGAUGAAGACAAAAUCCUCGAAGUCGUGCAGCCUGACGGAUCAUACUGGUGUAACCAGCCGAACGAGACAUUCUUCGAUCACACGGAUCCGACCUCCCCCGCCGGUAAUAACAUCAUUAGCGCCGGAUGGACCCUGGCGGACGAUGCACCGGAGGAGUGUCAGAAUCUGGGUGAUGAUGCUAAUCAAUCGCUGUGUGCGGACCCGUUGAAUCAGAUUGUGAGUGACUGUCCGUGGAAUGGUGGGUCGAUUAAGAAUGUUUGUGGCGAGUUCUGGAUGCAGACUUGUACUUUGAGGUUGACUUGUGAUGUGGGAGAUCCGCAGUAG